Molecule: messenger RNA, 1643 nt
Organism: Paramecium pentaurelia
Lineage: Eukaryota; Ciliophora; Oligohymenophorea; Peniculida; Parameciidae
Source: the annotation of a GenBank genome assembly
AUGGGAAAUAAAUAAUCAAAUGAAAAAUAAAUGUAAGAGUCCUAAAUUUCAUAAAAUCAAUCCUAACUUUCAUCUAGAGACAGUUAAAUAUCUUCAUCUAAUUUUACUAAUAAUAAAAUAUAGAAAUAAGUAUUGCUUAAUUAAGAAUUAAUAUAUCCAUCAUCAGAUGAUUGUCCAUCUAAAAUAAAUGUAACUUUAAAUGGAAUCACUUUUUGGAGUAAUUAUGACUCUGGGAAUUUAUCCUAAGUUGAAUAAAUUGAAGCAACCACAUUUAAUUUAAGUAUAUCGGAAGAUUGUCAAGGAAGAAUUCCACCAGUAUAAUCCAAUAAAGGCACCAGAUAAUGGUUUAAUUUUAAGGUUGUUUCUGUGACAGAUUUUUAAGCUAACUUUGUUAUUGUCAAUAUAGCUACGAGAUUUAAAAAAAUAUGGACAAAUGAUUCAGACAUUUAUGUGAAGAUCAAUAAAAUUUGGAGUAGAUAUCCAGCAGUAUAUCAAGGAUUUUAAGUUAAAUUUUCAUUCGAAUUUAAAGCAAAUUAAAUUGUUUAGUUUGCUUAUAUGCCACCUUGGUCUUAUAAAAAAAAUCAAAAAUUUUUUGAUUUUUAUUUCUCUUAAUUACAUCCUGACAUCUAUUUUAGAAGAGAAACUAUUGCAUAUUCAUUAGAAGGAAGAAACAUUGAAUUAAUAACUAUUACAAAAAAUGGGCCUCAUGAAUAACAAGAAUAUUAUUGUCCUGAAUUUUUAUUUCCAGAUAAAUAAUAAAAUGAAUCUUUAAUCAAAUUCAAGAAGUAAUAUAUUUUAAUCUCAUGUCGUGUCCAUGCAGGUGAAGUACCAGCCUCAUUUAUUUUAAAAGGAAUCCUUGAAUCUUUACAGAAUUAUAAUGAAUCUGCUAAGUUUUUACUCGAAAAUUAUGUUUUUUUAAUCAUUCCAAUGUUAAAUCCAGAUGGAGUUUAUCGUGGACAUUAUAGAUUGGAUUCAUUAGGAUAUGAUCAAAAUAGAGUUUACAAUAGAAUUUUAAAAUUUCCAAAAUUUAAUGGUCCUUUAGCCGUUUUGGAAACAUGUAAAAAUUAUAAUGUGGCUUUCUAUAUUGAUCUCCAUGCACACAGUGUAUUAAGUAACAGCUUUAUUUAUACAAAUUGGCAUCCUGAUCCAUCUAUUCAUCAAGCUAUAUUAGUAGAUUAUUUAAAUAUUUAUAGGAAUUCCCUAAAUAAAUGAAAUCAAAAGUUGCUCAUUUUCGUAUCAAGGAAGCUAUGUCAACUUAAAUUAAUUAUGAAAAAAAUUAAUAUGAAAUUGAAGGAAUUUAUACUGAAAAGGAAGAAAAUAUUUAAAAAGCACCAGAGCUCAAAAUUCACUUUACAAAAGAAAAUUUAGUACCUUAAAGUAUGAAUGAUGAUUGCCCUUAUUCCAUUAAUCCAUAUUUAACAGGUGUAGCAAAAUCUGAUGUUUACCUUACGACAUAAGUUAUGUUUAGUUAUACUUUAGAAGUUAACUAUAGAUUUUAUACAAAAAACAAAUAAGUCUUUAAAUAUGAGAUUACUGAUUUUAUUACCUUAGGAAGAGAUGUUAUUGAAUCACUUUACUCAGCUCAUCAAAAUUAAGAUUUUAUCUAAAUAAAAUAACAUUUAGAUUCGAAUAUACUUAACUGA